This is a messenger RNA of Suillus fuscotomentosus, 1173 nucleotides long. RefSeq names its product Metallo-hydrolase oxidoreductase. The coding region runs from base 1 to 1173 and encodes 390 amino acids. Gene Ontology annotation, biological process: tRNA processing. Lineage: Eukaryota; Fungi; Basidiomycota; Agaricomycetes; Boletales; Suillaceae. The transcript is spliced from 3 exons. Gene Ontology annotation, cellular component: nucleus. The record is from RefSeq and is a predicted model, not a curated record. Gene Ontology annotation, molecular function: 3'-tRNA processing endoribonuclease activity.
AUGACAGCACGACGAGGACUUUCAUCGUUCAACUUGACGUUCCUCGGAACCGCUUCCGCGCAACCGUCCUUAACCCGAAAUCAUUCUGCACUUGCUCUCCGAUUGAAUAGCGAUGUCUGGUUGUUCGACUGUGGUGAAGCUACGCAGCACCAAAUCCAAAGAUCUAAAGUGAAGAUGGGUAAGAUUGAAAAGAUCUUUAUUACUCAUACCCAUGGGGAUCAUAUAUUUGGUUUACUGCCCCUCUUGGCAAGUAUGCUGAACGGUGCCGGAGGAACAGCGGAUGGAGUAGAGGAUCCUCGUCUGCACAUGGUCCAGGACUUAUUGGGUCCCAUCGAAAUUUACGGGCCCUUUGGAACCAGGGCAUAUGUCCGCAAUGGCCUCAAGUAUACACAUACCCUCCUAGGCGCGCCUUACGUCGUUCACGAAUUGCGGUUACCUUCUGACCCAUUAGAUGGAGACCACACCUCUCUAGCCCUUCAUGCGUCCGAAUCUCCAAACGGCCGUAACAUUCUACAAACAAACGGUGUUUGGUCAGACGUGUAUCACGACGCCAUUGUUUCAGUUUCUGCGGCUCCCAUUUUACACUCCGUGCCGUGCGUUGGUUAUGUUGUAACAGAGGCACCUAUACCCGGAAAAAUGGAACCUGCGAAGUACAUACCACAUCUUAAGCGUACCAAGACGCCGAUGUCCGUUAUGAGCCGCCUUCAACAGGGAGAGAGCAUUGAACUCUCAGAUGGCACAGUGUUACAAGGCCCUCUCAAGAGGCCCGGACGUAAACUUGUCAUUCUUGGAGACACAUAUGAUCCAUCACCAAUAGCCGAAUUGGCUUCAUCUGCGGACUUGCUGAUACACGAAGCAACAAAUGCCCAUUUGCCAGCCUUGGACUCACAUACCAAAGCUGAAGACACAUUUGAGAGCGUCGAGGCACGCACAAAAUCCAGAGGGCACUCUACUCCUCAGAUGGCUGGUGCUUUCGCGGCACGGAUCAGAGCGAGACAUUUAGUACUCAAUCAUUUCUCGGCCAGAUACCCGGGGAACGACGAUGUUGAUCCAACGGCAAAGACAAUUAUGGAGGGCAUUGCACGUUUAGCUGAAGAGCAUCAUAGCGGGAAAAUUACAUGUGCGAGGGAUUUUAUGAGUUUUGACGUGGAUGUACCACAGGAACACGCAUAA